This is a messenger RNA of Anastrepha obliqua, 1576 nucleotides long. RefSeq names its product craniofacial development protein 1 (gene Yeti). The transcript has 3 exons. NCBI's taxonomy places the organism in Eukaryota, Metazoa, Arthropoda, Insecta, Diptera, Tephritidae. The coding region runs from base 133 to 1146 and encodes 337 amino acids. The record is from RefSeq and is a predicted model, not a curated record.
CAAAAGCGGAAGGAAAUGACAAAAGCGAUUUUGCAAAUGACAAAAGUUUGUAGAAUUUAAUUACUUGUCGUCGGAAUCAAAGUGUUGUUCGAUUUUUUCAAGUAUUAUUUACUCUAGGCAAUACAACUUAAAAUGAAUCGGGACGUGGAAUUGAAUGAUAGCGAUGCAAGUGAUAGCGACUUCUGCCCAGAGAAAGAAGCCGGUAAUGAGGUUUCUGAGGAGGCAUCUAGUGAACUUUCUAGUUGUAGCGACGAAGAUGAGAGUAACGCAAAAAUACCACAAAAAGUAAAGCCAAAGAAUAGUGAUCUUAAAAAACAGGUGAAAAAGUUAAAAGGUCGAAAACGUGCACGUGCCCAAGACGAGUCAUGUUCGAGUGAUUCCGACGAUGAGAGUGCGAUUAAAGCAGACACAGAGCGCAGACGCAACACGCGACAAACAGAUGCUUCGAAGCGAUUAUGUAGUGGUAAAGAGAGGAAUACGUUGGAUUCAGAAGAGGAAGAUAAAUCCAGAUCUAAUGCACUCUGGGCAAAUUUUCUGAAUGAUGUAAAACCAAAACAAUCGGUCCAAGUGCAUAACUCCACAAAACAGUUAAGUAGUAUCACAAAGGCUAAUAGCGCGUCAGGAGCUAAUACGGAAAAGGGACUUGAUAGCCCCCAGCAAGAUGUAAAAAGAGAAGAAAAAUCUACCUCUAAGGAAAAGCCAACGGAAACUGAAAAACACGAGACAACUACAGUAACAGAAGUUUUAGAUUUUGCGGGAGAAGAAGUGCGGGUAGAGAAAGUUGUCAAUGCUGACAGUGUUAAGGAGAAUAAAGCGAUGGUGCAACGGAUAGCUGCUGGAUCGUCGGCUUUGCGUGUCGGAUUACCUGUUGGAUUAAAAAGACCAAUGGCUGGUAGCAGUGGAAGCAGUGGUUUGGGCUCAAUACUCAAUAAGAUAGGAAAAACGAAGAAAAUAUCAGUGCUAGAGAAAUCACAGUUGGAUUGGAAGAAUUUCAAGCAAGACGAAGGUAUUGAAGAAGAGCUGAAAACAUUCAACAAAGGCAAAGACGGCUACUUGGAGCGCCAAGACUUCCUGCAACGCACCGAUUUACGGCAAUUCGAAAUUGAAAAGAACCUACGUCAGACAAGGCGCAAUAAUAACAAUUAAAUCCUACAUAGACUUAUACUACAAUAUACCUACAUACAUAUAUAUUUUAAAAACUUAAUUGACACGUACAUUCUUAUUUAGCUAUGUAACUAAAUACAUAAGUAUCUGAAACAAUUCAAACUUUCAUCUAUAUUCAUAGAGCAUGUUUACUGAUGUUCAAAUUGACUAGUUGAUAACCGCCUAUUGUAUUCCAUAAUAGAAAAAUAAAAUAUGAAUACAUUUACAAUACAUACUACACGCAUAUAAAAUGGCAAAGAAACAACAUAAAUGCUUAUGGAGCAUGAGCUAUGUUACUCAUCAGUCGCCGUCUUCAAAAAAUCAUAUGACUACACAUGAAUAUUUAUAAAAAUUAUAUAUGUGUAAUAAAUGACAGUCCAGAUAAAAUUCAAAAAUGCGUAGAAUUCUCAAAUAAAGGAAAAUUUAGCCAGAA